Molecule: messenger RNA, 870 nt
Organism: Leptopilina boulardi
Lineage: Eukaryota; Metazoa; Arthropoda; Insecta; Hymenoptera; Figitidae
Exons: 1
Source: RefSeq, a predicted model, not a curated record
AAUGAUGCUCAAACAAAGACGCUAUUACAAUGUUUACCUGAAGUUGAAGAGGCAUCAAAGAAUAAAGACAAUUUAUCUAAAGAGUUCUGGCAAAGGGUCAGUGGAUUAAUAGCAACAAAAGGCGUUCAAAAAACGUGGAGUGAGUGCAAAGGAAAGAGGAAAUCCUUAAACCGCACAUACAAAACCAAUUUAGAUAAAAAGAACAAAACAGGAGAAGGUCCUGUUACUUGGAUUUACUUUGAUGAAAUGCAUAAUAUCAUGCAUAGAAAACCACAAAUUAAGCCAGUAGCAGUAGCUUCCAGUAUUUCUGGGUAUAAAGAACGCAUAGAAAAAGAGGUCGAAGAUGAAAGCAUUGAAGACGAUGAACCAAUUAGAAAAGGAUCGAAAAGGAAGAGAGAAAAGGAACCGCCAAUUUGGUGGCGCGAAGAAAUGACAAAAUCGGCAGAACGUUACGAGCGGCAAUAUGAAUUGCAAAAUAAAUUGGUGUCAUCUUUUGCGGAUUUUAUAAAUUUAAAAAAAAAAGUACGAAGAUAAAGAAAAAAAAAGUAAACAUGAUUUCCACACUUCAUAUCUGUCAUAAUAUAUCUUCUCUUAUUUUUUAUUCGAUGUAAUGAUUGACUUUUAUAGUCGUCUUUUUAUGUUGCUAAAAUUUUAUUCUUUAUUUUUUUUAAAUGAAUAAUUGAGGCUUCCUAUUGAAGAACCGGUCGGACGCUCGAGACGUAGUUUCUUAAAUCAAACAAUGCAUAAAAAUAUCAAUGACAUGUAAUGUCGAUAUUUUGAUUUUUAAAAAAUACUACUUUGUAGAAAAUACAUCAAAAUUUUGACUUUUAUAAUUUUAUUGUCAUUUUUAUGUCAUGACGGAUUUAAGAA